This is a messenger RNA of Alnus glutinosa, 1050 nucleotides long. RefSeq names its product protein neprosin-like. NCBI's taxonomy places the organism in Eukaryota, Viridiplantae, Streptophyta, Magnoliopsida, Fagales, Betulaceae. The record is from RefSeq and is a predicted model, not a curated record. The transcript has 5 exons. Bases 1 to 1050 code for a protein of 349 amino acids.
AUGGCGGCAAGGGUGGACUUAAUAGUUUUCUUCCUGUGCUUUCUCCAUCUUAGCAACAAUCUGGUUGAAGCGGAUUGGGGAUUAUCUUUAAAGGAAGAAUUGAAAUUCCAGAAGCGACUUAUAAAUCUUAAGAAGUCUGCAAUUAAAAGCAUUCAAAUGAAACAUAAGUUGUUUGUAGAAGGAAUGAGAGCCAAAAGGAAUUUACCAUUAAAUAUUGGGCUGAAAGGUGCAGGUUGUCCUUAUGGAACAAUUCCUAUAAUAAGAAUCAAUAAAGACGACUUGGCAAGAGCCAAAAAGUUUUCAACAAUAUAUUCUUCAAAUAUAGAUGAAGAACCUGGACAUCAUUAUGCAAUACUUCGGACAAAAGCUGACCCCAAUAGGAAGCUGAUUGGAAUUGAAUCAUAUUUUAGCAUGUAUAAUGCAAAAGGAAUCACUGGAUCUCAGUAUAGUGAAUUCCGGAUGACAUUUUCAAAUGGUUUUGACACCAUAAAAACAGGUUUAACGAUUGAUGGAAGAACACAGUGUUUCAAUCAACAUUGUCCUGGAUAUGUGCAAAUAAAUUCUCAAAUACCUCUAGGUUGGGCGAUAGAAAACACAUCUGUUGUAGGUGGAGAGCAAUUUGCCAUUAAAUUGCGAAUCAAUAAGGAAAUACGUGGCGGGCCAAAUUCAACAAAAUUUGUUUGGACAUUAUACUUUGAGGAAGACAACUCUGUAGUUGGUUUUUGGCCCCCAUCAUUAUUUGGCAAAUUGAGUGAGUUUGGCAAUCAAGCUGAUUGGGGAGGAGAAGUUUAUAGUCCACUAGACCAGCCUAGCCCCCCUAUGGGUACUGGGCUUCCUCCUGCAUACUGGAGGACAUCUGGAUAUACCGCUCAUAGUCGACGAAUUGCAGCUGCGUAUGAGAAUGCAAAGUUUCAUUUUGUCAAUCCAACUGAUACAGAGGUGUAUGCAUCUAAUCCACAUGCAUACAAUAUUCGAGAUUUAGGAUAUUACAACGAAUAUUUUGGUCGUUUUAUUUGUUAUGAUGGUCCUGGUGGAAUCAAAGGACCUUGA